This is a messenger RNA of Neocloeon triangulifer, 1286 nucleotides long. It is a transcript of the gene cN-IIIB, whose product is annotated as 7-methylguanosine phosphate-specific 5'-nucleotidase. The record is from RefSeq and is a predicted model, not a curated record. NCBI's taxonomy places the organism in Eukaryota, Metazoa, Arthropoda, Insecta, Ephemeroptera, Baetidae. Gene Ontology annotation, cellular component: cytoplasm. The coding region runs from base 175 to 1068 and encodes 297 amino acids. Gene Ontology annotation, molecular function: magnesium ion binding; 5'-nucleotidase activity. The transcript has 3 exons.
UUCAUGUUUAGAAGCGCAGUGCUCUUGAGUCUGGGCAGAAUACUUUAAAAAUACUGCGCGUCCUUUAGACAAGAUAUUAGCGCUAGAUCUAUCUUAAUUCUUGACCCUUUGAUGGACUUUUAAAAAACAGUGCAGCGUUGUCUUAUCGGUUGCAGAAAGAGACCGGCAAACACAAUGGCAAAGUUGCUCGAGGCCCUUCUAGAAUUGCCGCAUGUACGAAUCAAGGACCCGGAUUAUAUGUUAAGCGUCUUUGAAGAGAUCAUUGAGGGCAACUCAGAGAAGCUGCAGGUCAUCUCCGACUUUGACCAGACCCUCACCAAGGACCACGAGAACGGCGAGCGCUGUCUCACCACCUUUGGUAUCUUCCACUCAACGCCACAACUUCCCAAGGGCUACAAUGCCAGGUCCGAGGCCCUAUACCACAAGUACCAUCCCUUCGAGGUGCACCCUGAGCUGACCGUAGAGCAAAAGACGCCUUACAUGGAACAGUGGUACAAAGACUCGGAGCAGUUGCUUUUUGGCGCAGAAGUUUCCAAAGAAGAGUUGAAGGGCCACAUUUACUCAUCAAAGACUUGCUUCAGGGAUGGCUCAGUUGAAAUAUUUAAUGCCCUGAAGAAAGCUGAGGUUCCUGUGCUUGUGUUCUCGGCUGGAGUGGGUGAUGUUGUGCACCAUGCCCUGGAGAAGCACGAAAUGCUGCUGGAUAAUGUACGCAUCAUCUCCAACUUCCUCAAUUGGAAUGACCAAGGCACACUUGAAGGCUUCCAGGGUGAUAUGAUUCACGUUUUCAACAAGAACCAGCGAGCACUUGCAGCACAUGAGGAGUACUUCUCCCUGUUGGCCCACCGACCCAAUGUCAUUCUGCUCGGGGACAAUGAGGGUGAUGCUGCUAUGGGUCAUGGUGUGCAAGACCCAAAGGCCAUGAUAAAGAUAGGCUUCCUCUUCCACCAUCCUGAGCAAAGAUUAGAAAAAUUCAUGGAUAUGUUUGACAUUGUGCUCAUCGACGACCAGACCAUGGAUGUGCCUAAGAAAAUCUUGCACCAUAUUCUCGGCGCACAUCACUUUGACUAACAAUAAAUGCACAAUUCCUUUCACAAAUUCCAAAGGACUGCAGGCAGAGUUGUGAAUGUUGAUUUACCAAAUUUCAAAUUAUAAUUUUAAUGCUCUAAGCUGUGACAGAGUUUAGCUGUGUCUCACUCACUCAAAGUAUUUAAAAAAUUGUAGAUGACAUGACAGUUUGGAAAUAAAUAAAAUCGUCCUUAAGAAUCCUGAAUUUUAUUAAUUAAAAA